Messenger RNA from Enterobius vermicularis (human pinworm), 900 nucleotides. The record is from the annotation of a GenBank genome assembly. Lineage: Eukaryota; Metazoa; Nematoda; Chromadorea; Rhabditida; Oxyuridae.
AUGGUAUUGAAUCUUUCCACCACCCCUUCAAGUUGUUCGUCUUCUGUUGUGGCAGCAGACGGAAAUCGUCGGUCGUGUUCACGUUCUUCAAAUGCUAAAUUUGUAACACCAGUUAUGCCGUUAGAUACAGAGUUUUCCAUCCAAAACUGCUGCUGGUUUCAACCUGUGCCUUACGGGCUCGGCACCUAUUCUUUGGAACCGGAGGCUGAUUCCGACUUUGAAGAUGAUGAUUUCUCUGAAGGGUCAUCAGUGUCUUCUGAUGGUGCUUCAUCAUUUGAUUCUCAUUCUGUGUGUUCUUUUCCAAAUGAAUUGGAUACUCUAAACGAACGUCGACGAGAGAUGCUUCGUCUUUCUAUCUCUAAAAUUCAGACGAUGAAUGCAUCCAACGUGUUUGUCUCGCUGCGCAAGUCACUUCUCAUCUUCAAUACGAUGAAGUCUUUGCAGCGGGAUCUGGAUGAAUGCGGGGAGGAUGUUUAUAGUAGUCUGAUGGAGAGAAGUGAAGACGCACCGUGCGACGACAGCAUAUUUGAAGACGGGGAUAGUGAUGCGGGUUCGUGGGAUUUUGAGAGAGACAUUCCUGAUUAUCGUGAACAGUUGUUGGAAAGUCGUUAUACUUACUGCGGUAGUUCUGCUUCUGGACGGUAUCAAAAUAGUCACCAGGAUCUCGGUUUCUUUAGCAAUGGGUUACCUUCUAUAGAACGGGAUGCCACAUUUACCGGUGGUUCGUUUUGGCAAAGUAAUAACUCCAGUUUAAUUGAUGAUUACUUAGGAUCUCUGGACGUCUGGGAGAAUGCAGAUUACAAUCCAUUGAAUAAUUGCAAUCUUUCAGAAAGCGAAAUCAUGCAUAUGUUUGGUCCUUGUUUGGAUCGUGCAAGUACUCAGAUUCUUACGUUAGCCUGA